This is a messenger RNA of Colletotrichum lupini, 309 nucleotides long. RefSeq lists its product as uncharacterized. The record is from RefSeq and is a predicted model, not a curated record. Lineage: Eukaryota; Fungi; Ascomycota; Sordariomycetes; Glomerellales; Glomerellaceae. The coding region runs from base 1 to 309 and encodes 102 amino acids. The transcript has 4 exons.
AUGAUGCCCUCUCAUCUCAAUGAGUGGUUAGGCAUAGCCCCGAGUUCGAUUCUCGGUUUCGGAAUGUUUUGCUUUUGCUAUGUUGACGAUGUGUUCACUCACUUUGGCUACCUAGUUUUAGGGACUGACACUACCUACCCAUCCAAGGUGAAGGUACCUUUUGUGUUCAUGAAACAGCCUCCAAUUGAAUAUGUCUCUAACAUUAAUCAACAUGUAGUUGAUCAAAAUGCGAGGCUCAUGACGGCGACAGGACGACCUUCAUUUAGAGAGCCCCACCACACCCAGACGCAGCGGAAAAUAGCACAAUGA